Molecule: messenger RNA, 480 nt
Organism: Solanum lycopersicum (tomato)
Lineage: Eukaryota; Viridiplantae; Streptophyta; Magnoliopsida; Solanales; Solanaceae
Source: RefSeq, a predicted model, not a curated record
AUGGGAGGUGUGGUGGCUGUUUGGUUGCCAGAAAAUGGGAAAAUGGAGGUGAUGAGCUGCUGGGGGUUCCAGUUUGAGUUUGGGGCUGUUGUUGGUAGUGUUGGACGGGUAGAGGAUGGUGGUGAAGUUGUUUGGAGGAGGGAGCUGCUGGAAACUUUUGAAAUCUCUAAUUUAGAAGAGCAAAAUGCAGAUGGAAUUGAAGAUUCCUUGGAGGAUAUAGAAAGCAACAUGAAUGCAGUUGUAUCUUUUGUUCCUCAACUAGGUGAGCAAGAAUUAAGAGAGCCUUACAUCGGUAUGGAAUUUCAAUCACUUGAUACUGGAUUUAAAUUUUAUCUUGAUUAUGCUCAUCGUAAUGGUUUUAGUGUGCGCAAAAAUCGAAUUAGUAGAUCAACAAAAGAUAAAUCCAUUAUUGGUCAAGAGUUUGUUUGUUCAAAAGAAGGAUUUCGUUCAAAAAAAUGUCUUGAGAGUAAUAAGCAAUGA